AAGAAGGGGGCUGAGGGCUUUUCAAAGAGCCAUUAAAAGAGUUGAUGGGGUGGUUUUCUGGAUCCUCUAUAGCAGCUUGGAGUCCUCAAUCUACUUAGAAGAGUGAUUUAUUCUGAAGAAGUAGCUCGGGAGGGCAUUCAGAAAGUCCUUUGCACAGGGCUUCAUGGUCUGAGAUCUCCUUGGUGGGCCGAGGUCUGGUCCUGCACGGAGGUAGGGGAAUGGAUUGGUGACUCUCCAAGACCUUGCUGGUAUCAAGUUUCUGGGUGCCUUCGUGGCCAUAUGGAGGUGCCUGUGUGCGUCCAUAAGUGCGCCCGUGAGCGUUCUUGUGUGGUUGGUGGGAGGCGCGUGAGAGUGGCCUGCGAUGGGUGUGUCUGAAGCGCUGGGCUCCCGGCUGUGCCCACUGCGCCCACUUGUGGCUCCCAGGCACCAGCAGAAAGAAAUGUGCCUUUCCCAUCUCUUUCAGGGACGCCGCCCUAAAGGAGGAGUAAGGAAGCCUGGUGACUUGAGGGCGCCGUCUCCGGUCUCCCGAGUGAUGGCAGCGUGCGUUGCCUCGCCGCCUCCGCAUCUCAGCCCUGGACUACUUACGUCAGGGUAGCUGGGUACCCACUCAGCGCUGCAGCCAGUGAGCGGCGGGAGAGCAGAGCAGAACUCACCGCAGACACCCGGCACCCUCGCUGCACAAGGAGCCCCGCGGAGCCCCGCCGCACCCCGCGGAGCCGAGUCAGAGUCGCCGAGCCCACCCCUGACGCAGCAUCCUCACCCUGUGCCCCCGCCGGCCGGACCGUAGGGCACGGGGCUUGCCCUGUGCAUCCCCGCCAUGCGCGCUGAGCUUCUCGGCUCUCCGGGACAGCCCUAGCACAGUGAGCACCUGCGCCUGGGCUGGGGCACCACUAGCUGAAGUAGUUGAGCGUCCGGUGUAGGGGAUCACCACGUCGGAGGUGCGGCCAGGACCCGCGGAGUCGGCCCCCGAGCGCGGGGAGCUGGGCCGCCCGCGCCGCCCAACCAUUACCUCCCCGGGCGGCAAGGCGGAGCUGGUGGCGGUCGCUUCCCGGCAGUGGCAGCGUCGGCGGCGUGCCUGCCUGGCGGCCGUCGGCGUGCUCCUGGCCAUGGCACUGGGGCUGCUCAUCGCGGUGCCACUGCUGCUGCAGGCGACAACCCCCGGAGCAGCACACUAUGAGAUGAUGGGCACCUGCCGCAUGAUCUGCGAUCCAUACAGCGCUGCACCGGGCGGGGGCCCUGCGGGCGCCAAGGCGUCGCCACCUGGACCCAGCACUGCUGCCCUAGAAGUCAUGCAAGACCUGAGCGCCAACCCUCCACCCCCUUUCAUUCAGGGACCCAAGGGCGACCCCGGGCGACCUGGCAAGCCCGGGCCGCGGGGGCCCCCUGGAGAGCCGGGCCCGCCUGGUCCCAGGGGUCCUCCAGGGGAGAAGGGCGACUCGGGGCGGCCCGGGCUGCCAGGGCUACAGCUUACAGCUGGAGCUUCAGGAGGUGACGGGGUGGUGGGUGGCGGAACCCGGGGCGGCGAUGAUUCCGAGGGCGAAGUGACCGGCGCUCUCAGCGCUGCCUUCAGUGGUCCAAAGAUAGCCUUCUACGUGGGUCUCAAGAGCCCCCACGAAGGCUACGAGGUGCUCAAGUUCGAUGACGUGGUUACCAAUCUCGGCAAUCACUAUGACCCCACUACCGGCAAGUUCAGCUGCCAGGUACGCGGCAUCUACUUCUUCACCUACCACAUCCUAAUGCGCGGCGGCGACGGCACCAGCAUGUGGGCAGACCUUUGCAAGAACGGGCAGGUCCGGGCCAGCGCUAUCGCGCAGGACGCUGACCAGAACUAUGACUACGCCAGUAACAGCGUGGUGCUUCACCUCGAUGCUGGGGACGAAGUGUAUGUGAAGCUGGAUGGCGGGAAGGCGCAUGGAGGAAAUAACAACAAGUACAGCACGUUCUCCGGCUUUCUUCUGUACCCGGACUAGAGUCGCAGUGAGCGCGAGGUGAGGUGGCUUCAGGCCGCCCCAUACUCAUGGGGGCGCGCUGUUCCCUAGCAAGGACCACUCUCGCUUCAUGACGGUUCUGAUAUCGCUGGAAAAGAUACAUUCCUGCUGUCCUCCCUGCCCCGCUCCCGUCCUCAGUGUGUCUGCGACUCACUGCGCUCUGGGCAGUGCUCCUGGUCCAUGUCCCCAACCUGGGGAGGGGGAGGGCAACGCCAACGUGGGGAGAUGAGCGUGACCUGAACUCCAGAGGCGGUGGACAGUGGCAGGAUGGCCGCAGCACAGUUUGCAAACCUGAUUGGACUGGGCAGGAUGGGUGGAAUAACUGCCCUCUUCCAGUCCCUCCUCCUCCGAGUGCCCUGAGACGGGGGCCUUCCACUCCUGGCCAGCGAGGUAGGCCAAAAUGAGCAUGACCUCCCUGGGGUGUCCUUUGAGACUCUAAAUACUUGUGCAAAUGUCCCUGUCCAUCAGUCAAAACCCCACCGCUGAAGAGUCCCAGCAAAGGGAAAAUUCGCUUCUUCACCGUACUCCUGACUCAGACCAACUGCGAUGCAUUAAAUUAUGUUUCUAGACUACGGGCUGUGAUGUUUUUGUCAGGGUGGCCCCAAAGCCAGACCUCCAGAUGUCCACCUUGGCAUAAAGACCUUAACUGAGUCCCGAAUAGCCUCAUCUAUGCCUGCUUGUCAGCCAUUGCCUUGUCCCUGCCACCUGAGGUGGGUGAAAAGAUGUGGGGUGGUGGAGCAGCAGCGUCCAGCCCUUCCCGGAGCAUUUCUCCCCUGAACCAGAGAAGUCCAGAGGAGGUGGGGGAGAGAAAAUUAGAUGUAGACAGGAGAGGAGUGGCUGAAUCACCAAGUUCCCAGCCUUGCUGGGGGAAGUCAAAGGGCAGGGGUUUGUGGAGAAGGAAGGGGUAGAGGAUGCAGAGUGGAGGCAGGAAUGAGCCAGUUGUCAGCAGCUCAUCUCUGAGAUGUUUGUCCCUUAAAGGAAGUGCAGAAGUCCAAUCAGGAACAAACCCACUCAGGUACACACUAUACUCAGUACCUGUCCAUUUGCUCAUACCACCAGCCAGGGCCACAGCUCUCAAAAGAGCUGGUAAACGGAGGCAAUCUGAGAAUCAUCCAGCUCUCUGAAUUCACCCAGGACUGUGUCGGAAGAGAUGGAUACAAUCCCUUUGUCAGGGACACCCUUUUCUGGGGUCUUCCCUACCCAAGUGCAUGGUGCUGUGGGCACCUGCUCUGAGCCCGAAUGUGUGUGGUCUCCUCUGUCCACAUUCCACCCACACAAGGGAGGAAAACACUGCACCUGGUUUUGAUUUACUUUUUUUGUUUUUAGAUCAUUAAAUUCCAAUAAACAAUAAAUUAUCUAUAAAAUAACCAGUUAACCACCUGUUAGCACUGAGUUCAUUUUGACCAGUUAUUUGAAGAAAUGUGUGUACACAGGGGUAACCCCACAGUGUGUACCUGUGUAAAGCUGGAGGCAUACACACACGCACACACUCAUAUGGAUAUACUGUUGUGGUUGUCAUCACUAAUCUAUGUUACACAUGCACACACACUUAUGCAUUCAUAGGUUCAUGUGUGUGACAAUGUUAUUGGUUGUAUGUCAGCCCCCAAAUCACGGUGUGAUUGACUUUAGUUGCUGGAGGACAUGAAAGCUGUAAUUCCCAUUUAAAAGACAAUUAUAUCCCUUGUUUCACAUCC
Molecule: messenger RNA, 3682 nt
Organism: Phyllostomus discolor (pale spear-nosed bat)
Lineage: Eukaryota; Metazoa; Chordata; Mammalia; Chiroptera; Phyllostomidae
Gene: C1QL2
Product: complement C1q like 2
Exons: 2
Coding region: 1107-1970 (287 amino acids)
Molecular function (GO): protein binding
Source: RefSeq, a predicted model, not a curated record